AUGGCGCAGAGCCCGCGGCAGCCCGACGGCAGCCCCGUCCCGCCGCCGGGAGGCCCCGGGGAAGCGGCGGCGCUGCCCGGGGGCGCCCCCGACGGGGCGGCAGGACCCCCAGCGGCGGAGGGGCCGCGGCUGAGCGCGGAAGCAGCCGCCGGACAGGAGCGGGACGCGGCGGCGGCGGCCCCCGCCGGCGGCCGCCCCGAGGGGGCGGCGGAGCCCCCGGGCGAGGGGCAGCGGGCUGAGGCGGCGGAGCAGCGGGACGGCGGCGGCGGCGCGGCAGGCGCUGCCCGGUCCGGGGGGGAGGCGGCGGGGCGGCAGGGAGACGCACCCGAGGGCUCCGCGCCAGCGGGGACAGCAGCCGAAGAGGCGGCCGGGGCGGCUGAUCCGGCUGGGACCGACCCUGGGGAAGAGGUGAGGGGGGUCGCCCCGACGGGGACCGACCCCCAGGAGGCGACGGGGGAGGUCGCCCUGGCGGGGACCGACCCCGGGGAGGAAACAGUGGCCGCAGUGGGGACCGACCUCGAGGCGGCAGUGAGGGGGGUCACUCCGGCGGGGACAGCCCCCGAGGUGGCGGCGGAGGAGGUUGCCCCAGCGGAAACAGACCUUCAGGAGGAAACAGUGGCUCCAGCGGGGACAGAGCCCGAGGAGGCAGCGAAGGGGGUCACUCCGGUGGGGACCGACCCGCGGGAGGAAACAGUGGCCGCAGUGGGGACCGACCCGGAGGAGGCAACAGAGGAGGUCGGCCCGGUGGGGACCGACCUGGAGGAGGUGGCAGAGGAGGUCGGCCCGGUGGGGACCGACAUGGAGGAGGCGGCAGAGGAGGUCGCCCCGGUGCUGGUGGGGACAGACCCCGGCGAGGAAACAGUGGCCCCUGUGGGGACUGACCCCGAGGUGGCGGCAGGAGCGGUCGCCCUGGCGGGGACCGACUCCAAGGAGGUGGUGGAGGAGGCCACUCCGGCAGGGGCAGACUCUGAGGCAGUGGGGGCAGAGGAACAAGGUGCUCCCCAGAGCCCUGAGGACGUGGGGGCUGCCGUGGCCAGCAGUGGGGUGGGCAGCCCCAACAGCGAGGAUGGAGCCCUGGGCGCAGCGGCAGUGGUGGGGCGGCCUGACGGGUUGCCGGGUGCUGAGGGCCUGAGCCUGAACGGCCUGCGGGGCCCUGCCGAGGAUGAGGAGGAUGAGGCAGGCUCGCCAGCUGCCCAGGAGCAGGAGGAGGAGGAGGAGAAGCAGGAACAUGACAUCUCCCUCUUCGUCAAGGCUGGCAGUGAUGGGGAAAGUAUUGGAAAUUGCCCAUUCUCUCAGCGACUCUUCAUGAUUCUGUGGCUAAAAGGUGUCAUAUUUAAUGUCACAACCGUGGAUCUGAAAAGAAAACCCGCGGACUUGCAGAACCUGGCCCCGGGAACGAACCCUCCCUUCAUGACAUUUGACGGUGAAGUGAAAACCGAUGUCAAUAAGAUUGAGGAGUUCUUGGAAGAAAAGUUAGCGCCGCCCCGGUAUCCCAAACUUGCACCAAACCACCCUGAGUCUAACUCUGCAGGAAAUGAUGUGUUUGCAAAAUUCUCUGCGUUUAUAAAGAACCCAAGAAAAGAUGCUAAUGAAAAUUUGGAAAAAUCUUUGCUUAAAGCCCUGAGGAAGCUGGACAACUACUUAAAUAGCCCCUUGCCAGAUGAAAUUGAUGCUUACAGCACCGAGGAGAUCACUGUUUCCAGCCGGAAGUUCCUGGAUGGAGAUGAGCUUACCUUAGCAGAUUGCAACCUCCUACCAAAGCUCCAUAUAAUUAAGGUUGUUGCAAAAAAAUACAGAAAUUUUGAGUUUCCACCUGAAAUGACAGGGAUUUCGAGAUACUUGAACAAUGCAUAUGCAAGAGAUGAAUUUACAAACACUUGUCCUGCUGAUCAAGAAAUUGAGUAUGCAUAUUUGGAUGUUGCAAAGAGAAUGAAGUAAAUGGAAGAUGCUUCUGUUUUUCUUUACUUCUGAGGUUUAGGCGGGCACCAGCCAAGAUUGGGGGGGGUGGGGGGAAACCCUGUAUACUCUGCAGCGUAAGUUCUUUCACUGGCCAAUCCUUCUUUUACAGUAAUUAUAUAGCAUUAUUUGCUCAUUCUUAAAUUAUACAUGUAUAUUUUUGUGUCUUUGUAUAGAUGUACGCACACACAAAUGUGUGUACUGCAUUCCAACGUAAAGGAUCAAUAUUAAACCAUUUUUUGAAGUUAGGGGAACAGUGUAGGUCACGCAAUUAUAGAAAAAUUAUAGACUGGUGACUUAUGCUAUAUUACUGGAUUCAGGGAAGAAAUAGUCCUGUUUCUCACACAUAUUUGUCAUUAUUGCUGCCUCUGAUCUCUGUUUCAUAUUUGUUGCCAAAUUUCAGUUACCGGAAAGGCUUCUGUUUGCUUCUCCAUAAGUAUCAGAGGGCUGCAAGCCAACUCUUGGCAUGCCCACAGCACCCUCGUUUAUCCAGGAGAAGGGCCAAUUGGUAGAUGGGACCACACCUGCCUUCCCAGAAGCCCUCUCCUCUCUGCUAGAGACCUGUAGAGCAGGUCGCAAAGAACAACUCAUUUGCACAUCACAUGAGUCUUCUUCAGUAUUUAUCCUGCCUUCUCCUUUCUCAAGGCUGCACGAUCCACCGAGCCUCUUCCAGUUCUGGUGAUCCCCGUCAAAGAGGGGAACACAGACUGUGCCUGGCCUGUAGACCAUCUAAUAAUAAAUAUUUGAUGGGGGAGACUUGUUUGUCACUGUAGAGACAAGGAAUGAGAAAACAUCUGUUUCCAGCUACUAAGGUGGGGUCGCUCUUUCCUGUCGUUCCGUGACUCCCAUUUUUGAAAGCCAAGAGGAUGAAAAGAGCUGAGACAGUAAUAGUCCUUUCUCACUCUUUCCUGCUGGUUGAGCUUCAGUGUACUGAAUUUCCCAGGCCAGUUUUUAGGCCUUCAUCACUGAGAGCUUUACAGCUGAUCUGAGAAGUAUCUAACCAGGGACAAGAUAGACAUUGCUCCUGCUGAGCCCCUCCAGCCUUGCAGGAAUCUGUGUUCAAGGCAGUCAGUACUGGUGAGAAGUAUCUUCUAGCUGGCAUCUGGGAGUGCACCACUAGAGAUGUUUGGCCUGAGAGGAGGUACAUCCCCAACUGCUUUCUGCUGAGCAAGCCCUCAACUGGCAAGUAGGAGUAGAAGUGCAAUGCUUUGGUCAUAGGGUCAUCUGGAAAUUUCCUUUGGAUCUAUUUUGCCUGUGUGCACAAAAUAGAUGUGAAAAUGGCUAAAAAAUAGCCCAUUAUGACAUCUGUAUCCAUGAAGAGACUGUUACAGAAUAGUCAUUCAUCUUUGCCCAUGUGAAAUAUAUACCUACUUUCUUACAAAGCAUUACUUACAGUAACAAUAGGUGUCAGGUAUAUUGUAUCUGCAAUGUUUUGAUCCUACACACUACAUACAUACAAACAUCAUCCUAUACACCACAACUGUGAGUUCUGAUGCAAAUGUCCUAUCACAGUUUUUUGUAAACAGCAUUAAAUACAGAGUGUUAAUUUGUCUUCUUUAGAGAACAGACAUAAUAUCUUUCCCCUCCCUCUCUCAGUUUUGAAUUUAUAUAUUGGGGAUGAUAGCUGAGCAGUCGCUUACUAAAUUUUACUAAU
This is a messenger RNA of Rhea pennata, 3610 nucleotides long. RefSeq names its product chloride intracellular channel 6 (gene CLIC6). The transcript is spliced from 6 exons. Lineage: Eukaryota; Metazoa; Chordata; Aves; Rheiformes; Rheidae. The record is from RefSeq and is a predicted model, not a curated record. The coding region runs from base 1 to 1938 and encodes 645 amino acids. Gene Ontology annotation, molecular function: D2 dopamine receptor binding; D3 dopamine receptor binding; D4 dopamine receptor binding.